CUUGAUUGAAUUAUUUUAUUUUCUUUUAUUUCCAAUUUUUUUUUUUAAAUAUUGAAUAUUAUUUUUAACUUAAAAUGCCUCUUAAAUUAUCCUGUGAUUCGAAAGAAAUUCAUGGUGAAAUCCCCAACAACAAUGGAGAGUGUCAUCCUUUCAAAUUCGCCCAGCGUUACAAAUAUUUCCGAAACAUUGAUGGAAAUUUCAAGCAUUUUCUCUCCAAAGAAGCUACAAAUGAAGGUGUCAGAAAAUCGGAUACUUUGGAUAAAUCUGUGGCACUAGAAUCAUCCAAAAUCGCCACUGCUUUAACACCCAGACCCUCGAAGAACGAUUUGGAAGCUGAGUUGAAACUGAAAACUCAUCAAUCUACACAAACUCCAGAGGCACUGGGAUUCUCGCAGCCUGUAGUCACUCCAAAGGAGGACGUAUUUGAGAAAGUUCCUCCUCUACCAAAAUCCCCAAAUUUUAGGAGAACUCCCUCAUUUUCUAAAACUGCCAAAGCUACUGAAACAUAUGGAACUUCCUUGCCCUCAAAAUCCACACCGAAAAAUAUCCCACCCCUAAAAGAACCCCCAACGAAAAUCUUCUCAAACAAAAAAUCAAAACCCAUAACUCCUCUCUGGAAACCAUCGGCUUUGAAUUCUUCCAAAUCACAUAAACGUCGAAAUUCAUCCCAUAACCUUAAAUCAUUGCCAUUUUCCUAUGACCUAUCCUCGGAUGAACUGAAGGCCAUUGAUAAUAUCAAACAGCCGAUGAAACCACGAGCAAAUGAAGUCUUGGCGUGUCUAAAAGCUGGCGAAAGAUUGGAAUAUCUAAGGCAAAGGUAUUUGCAAUCUCCGGAGGAUAAAUACAAUUAUCCGGAGGCCACAUCGUGGCGUAUUGGAUGGUUGGUUGCAACGUGAUUAGUGAACAAAGGGUUGGA
Molecule: messenger RNA, 916 nt
Organism: Musca domestica (house fly)
Lineage: Eukaryota; Metazoa; Arthropoda; Insecta; Diptera; Muscidae
Exons: 1
Coding region: 75-896 (273 amino acids)
Source: RefSeq, a predicted model, not a curated record